This is a messenger RNA of Acanthoscelides obtectus, 629 nucleotides long. Lineage: Eukaryota; Metazoa; Arthropoda; Insecta; Coleoptera; Chrysomelidae. The record is from the annotation of a GenBank genome assembly.
AUAGCUGCCAUAUAUUAGAACCGCUAUUCCGGUUUUGGAAUAAUAGAUUCCAAGGUCGUUAUUAGCGAGCUUGAAAACAUCUAAAACUCAAUUUGGAGCUCAAUCAAAGCAUUUGCGUGCAAAGAUGUACAUCAUAUUUAGACCAUGCUUGUAAAAACGCCCUGUAAGAAGGGUUUUGACAACAUUGUCACGUUUGCGAGCUUAAAGGUUUUUUACGAGUUUGUUGGAAAGAAAAGCUAUUUUAAUAUGGAGGUUGACCCAGAAGGGUUCAAAGAGGAAGCAGUACCACUGAAAAUGGGGAGGGAGCUGAGCGGCGGCGAUUCACGUUCAAAAACUGAAAACAUGGGCCCAUUGACGCAGAUGUCAUCGGAGCAGAAAACCAACGAGAAAGUGAUGAUGAUUAUAGACGACCAGGGGAGGCAAAUCCGAGAACUCAUGCAGACAAUCAAGGUCCAGACGGCUAAAAUUGACAGCCUGACCGAAUUAUCAAGAAGCAAUCCAAUGAAGUGAGACCCCUGUUUUAUAACACACAACAUGAAUUUGGAAUAAAUCUAUAUAUAUUUUGAUUUAAUACAAUUAUCGUACCAUUGUCAACAGGAUUGUUUUUUGUAACUAGAUAUAUUUUGUGC